GCUGCUCUGAGUGCAAACUUGACGCAAAGCUCGCCCCAGCAACUGCGGCCUCAGUAGCUCUGUGACGCACCUUCGACUAUAGCGCGACUCACUGCGGGCCUGCUGGAGAAAGUGAAAUUGCGUACUUACCUGCUGAUUGGAACCGGAAAUCAGAAAGAGGGGAACAGUCGGAGAUGAAGUCAAUACUGCUCCUUUCCCUGCUGGCUGGUUGGGCGAACGCUAUGCCCAACCGAAAGGUCCCGCCGGUCGCCACCGAAACCGCGCCCUCCGUCGCUGCUGAUCGCCGCCAGCAGCAACCUCCGCAACCGAGCAAACGAGGCCUGGACGCUGCUGCGAGAAAAAGCCAGCCGAACCGUUCCCUCGAAGCGCCCUUCGUGCUCGUCAACGGCACCGACACGACGGCCGACCGCAUCUGCCUGGUGCUGCACAGCAUGGGCGAGCAGGCGCGCCGGGGCCUGAUGCAGCAACUGACGAGGGCCACGUACGCGGCACCCAGGAGCCGCGAAGAGGACGAGUUCGCGGGACAAAUCCAGGAGCAGUGGGACGCUUUCGUCGCCAAGGUCAAGCAGGUGGCACGCAGCACGUGGGAGAACCUGGCCAGGCGCAUGGCUUCGUCUCUUGAACAGCUAGCCACUCGAUGAAUGCCCUACUCUGCGCGCACAGCACCGACGGUGCUGCCACGUGACUUUUCGUUGGCGCCCUGACAAUUUCGGAGGGCGCGCGAGCCGCAAUCACUCAUCGACGCGUGCAGUCGCCGUGCGUCAACCGGAGCGGUUUUUUUUUCUCGUUAUUCUAAAUAACUGGGGCUGUCAUUGGACUACCCCUAGUCCUCAUAGUGAAUGCUUGUGGAUGGCGAUCAGUCCGGAGAAGCGUUCCCAAGAGCGAACAGGCUCUUGAAUCCAGGUUUCAUAUCUCUGUCGCUGUACACCAUUCUUUACCCGCGCCUGUCCAAGCAAUGGCUGUUCAAUACAUCUGCUGCCGACGCGUGGUGCAAAGGAGACCACGGCACGUAUUAACAAAAAUUUAUUAAGCUAGAAGUGUUUGUAAAAGCGAAUCCCCGCAAAUCCUGACGCUGAACGAAUUAUUAGCGAACACUGCUUUCCAAUAGCAAAAAGCACUUACGAACGAAGAGCUUUGUGAGUUCGUCACUGGAUCUUUGAAAAUUGAACACCAAUGGGAUAUCAUCAGCAAUUACCAAGCAAUGGUUACUGCUGCAUUAUUUGAACCGAUAAGCCGGCGGCAGGAUGAUGCCAAACAUUUCGUGUCAGCGCGUACUCAAAGAAACGAACAAGUCUACACUGUCCUGAGCUGUAUCAUAAGGCGUGAAUAUUGUUUGAGAUUGCGAAGUGAAGGUUCUUUCAUACGACUCGCAAGCGAAACACUUACGGACAGAGAAGAGCCUAUGAGCAAACGCUUAAGGAAAUGUACAGCCAACUGCACGAAUUUGCACUUCCCGAUGUAAAAGCUAUUUUGAAGCGGCAUGUGUUCGUCUGCUCUUUUGCCUACACCUUGCAUCACGCUGCUUCCUGUAUCCCACUGGGCUAUUACGACAUACGCGCACGUCCGAUAAAAAGUCUCAUCCGUCUUUCCCCUCCUCUUUUGCGCAUACGGCUAUAUAACGAAACCAAAUAAAGAAACGCAGGUUCUUUUCCUGCCCAACCACUAAAGGUGCCGUCUUGAUCAAAUAACCGCGAUGCACUUGCAAUUACCACCUGCCAUUAUUGAAUUAAACAUUGCUCAAUAUAUAUAUAUAUAUAUAUAUAUAUAUCGUAAGAAGCCAACGCACAAAGACUCCAAGGAAAACAUUCGGGAAAUUACUUAUACUAAUUGGAAUAUAGCGACGAUAAAUUAACCGAAAUGAAUAUGGAUGAAAAAACUACUGGCCCCAGGUGGGGCACGAACCCACGCCUUCGCACUACGCGCGCGAUAUAUAUACAUAUAUGUUGUAUACUUAAACUUGUACCCUUACAUAAAAAUGGGCGAAGGAUAACACAUCACAGAAAGAGAAACUACGACAUUGUAGAACGCGUGGGUACAACGCUUCUAAAAUAGUUUCUCUUUUUCUAAUGUGCUAUUAUUCGCCCAUUUUAUUGCAAUAGCUAUUAUAUGGAUACUCCAGGCGCAUUUCUGCCGUCGCCGUCGGCACCAUUGCUGACAUCCGUGAUAUCGGAGCGUUGUCCACUUGUUAAAUAACAUGGUACUUGUACGGGCAUUGUCGGCAGCAUUGUAACCAUUGUCAUGAUUGCAGGAGGUAAGGAGCGGCACCGGGUCACAAUCCAUUUCGCAGCACAACUGACAUUGGUCGGCGAGAAAACGUAAAAGGGUUUCAGCGAGCAUUCUCUAAACUGACCACUUCGAUAAGUGCGCCUUUUUUAGCCUACCAACCAGUCGGCAAUUCUUUGGGGGGAUGCACUGGGCGGCACACAGAUAAAGUGUGACAUGAAAGUCGCAGCAGCUUUCUGUAUGUAGCACUGCAUUUGUCUUCAUCCGUAAACUUGGACAAUUGUGCUGGUGUACUUUGUGUUUUACACUUUGACUGACAGCAUUCUACUCGACAUCAUCCGUCAGAUAAAUUUGUACGUACUAUGUGAAACUUGUUCACUCCCUAGCAUUUCUGUAUGUAUACGUUUCUCUACCACAAGAAUUCAAUCAUAUUAAAACAUAGGUAUAUGUCUUCCGGAAGUGCAGUCGUAUCGCGCAUAAUUUUUAGAAUAUACAAAAUGACCCAUUUCAUUUUUUGGAUGCCGGAACUGCAUACAACUCUGUACAGUUGCUGCGCAAGUAUUUCUGUGAAUGGAAUAAACCGUUUCUGAGCGAUAU
Molecule: messenger RNA, 2820 nt
Organism: Dermacentor andersoni
Lineage: Eukaryota; Metazoa; Arthropoda; Arachnida; Ixodida; Ixodidae
Source: RefSeq, a predicted model, not a curated record